Molecule: messenger RNA, 2469 nt
Organism: Bolinopsis microptera
Lineage: Eukaryota; Metazoa; Ctenophora; Tentaculata; Lobata; Bolinopsidae
Product: flap endonuclease 1-like
Exons: 7
Coding region: 4-1137 (377 amino acids)
Cellular component (GO): nucleus
Molecular function (GO): 5'-3' exonuclease activity; 5'-flap endonuclease activity; DNA binding
Source: RefSeq, a predicted model, not a curated record
GUAAUGGGAAUUAAGCAGCUGUCCAAGGUGAUUGCUGACAUAGCACCUGGCUCAAUUAAGCAGCAAGAAAUGAAGAAUUACUUCGGGAGAACAAUAGCUGUGGAUGCAAGUAUGUGUUUGUAUCAGUUCCUCAUUGCUGUCAGAACUGAAGGAUCCUACCAACUAACUGACGAUAAAGGAGAAACCACAAGCCACAUCAUUGGGAUGUUUUACAGAACAAUCAGAAUGAUGGACAAUGGUCUCAAACCUGUAUAUGUAUUUGACGGUAAACCACCAACAAUGAAGGGAGGUGAGCUGGCUAAAAGAACAGAAAAACGUGAAGCUGCUGCUAAAGAAUUGCAAAUAGCUGAGGAAAAGGGCGAUGCAGAGAACAUUGAGAAAUUCUCGAAAAGGUUGGUUAAGGUUGAUAAGCAGCACACAGAAGAUGUAAAACGUCUGUUGACCCUAAUGGGUGUACCUCACGUCACUGCACCAUGCGAGGCCGAGGCCCAGUGUGCUGAGCUCGUCAAAAAGGGCAAGUGUUAUGGUGUUGGCACUGAAGAUAUGGACGCUUUGACAUUUGGAACGAAUAAACUGGUUCGACAUCUGACGUUCAGUGAGUCCAGGAAGAUACCGAUACAGGAGUUCGACCUUGACAGGAUACUGAAAGAGUCUGGUCUCAGUAUGGACAAGUUUAUUGACCUCUGUAUUAUGUUAGGCUGUGACUACUGUGAUACCAUUAAAGGUAUAGGACCGAAGAAAGCCUUGGCUCUGAUCCAAGAUCACCAAGACAUAGAAACAAUCCUCACUAAAAUAGACAAGGAGAAGUAUCCACCACCUGCUGACUGGCCUUACAAAGAGGCUAGAAGGUUGUUUAAAGAACCUGAUGUCGAAGAUGGUGAUAAGAUAGAGUUAAAGUUUAACGACCCCGAUGAGGCCGGUCUGAUACAGUAUCUUUGCAACGAGAAAAACUUUGCAGAGGAACGUGUCAAAAAUGGUGUAAAAAAGAUCUUAGCAGCUAAAAGCAAAUCCAAACAAGGAAGAUUGGACAGUUUCUUUAAAGUUCUUCCUUCAGCUGCGCCCUCACCCAAAGCAAAACGUAAACCUGAUCCCAAGUCAAAAGCUAAAGGGAGUGCUUCAAAAAGAGGGAAGCGAUGAUGCAUAACUAUUAUUUGCAUCUGAAAUAUUUCUACCUUAUACUGGUAGACACGGUGCAUUCUAGUGUUGAUCUUUCUAUGAUCCUUGCAGUGGAUAGAUCCACUUUUUAAAUGCUGACAAUUUUUAGAUUUUUAAUGGUUUUUACAGCUUCAUUAAUUUUCCUUGUAUUAUAUAUUUAAGAUUUUAUUUACCAUUGUAUUUGUUAUAUUUCAUUAUAAUUUAAAUUAACAUACUCUAAAUUGAUGAUUUUCAUGAGUCAAUCUAAUGAAAUAUAGACUUAUUAACUCAUGGUCGUGCUCCUUAACUAACCUGGUUUGCUAUUAUUUACAGAUUAGUAAUAAUGCAACGAAAUUUCCCCAUAACUCUUUAUCAGAAAACUAUCCAAUUCCAAGACUGCCAAUGAUAAUCCAGAAAAGACCAGCCGACAUGGACUCGUGUUUACUAACAAAAGACACUGUCUCUUCAGAAGUCUCCCAGCCUUGCACGUUUCACCCUUUAGUGCUAGAUUAUCUCAACACAACAUUCUCCUCCGAACAGCUGAGUGAGAUAUCAUGUAGCCUACCUCUUCCUCCUAAAAAUACCACAAUACGAGUCAACUCUCUCCAUUACAAAACAGCUGAUGUGAUAUCAAACCUUAAGGCGCUGAUAGGAAGUCAGUUCAAUGUGACAGAGCAUCCAAUACUCGGGGAUUUAAUUGUUGUUUCUGGGAGGAGAAGAGAACUAUCAGACGAAGGCUGUCUUGGUAGAGUUGUUGUCGAUCAGAAAUGCGGUAAAGCAGUACUGAGAGGAGCUGACAUAUUUGCUCCGGGAAUAAAGGGACUGCCACAUCUCCAGGCUGGUUCUAAGGUCUCUGUUCACGUUGAUUUAGCUCAAAAAUGCAAGAAAGGAGAGAAAAACUACGACGGCUCAACGGUUCACAUUGCAAACGGUGUUUUGAAAUUGACACGUUUUGAUAUUUUCAAAAAUAUGGUUAAAAGUGGCGUUGGAGUUGAGAUAACUGAACGACGUAUCGAACUUCCCAGUUUGAACGGGAUUUUAGAAGAGCAGAUGUUCCUACAAAAUCUACCCUCAAUAGUGACAUCUCAUGUUUUAGACCCACAACCAGGAGAUCAUAUUUUAGAUAUGUGCUCUGCUCCCGGAGGUAAAACUACACAUAUAGCUCAACUUAUGGGGGACAAAGGCACUGUUGUUGCCCUGGAGAAAGUUCAAACCAAAGUUGAAAAAUUGAAAUCAAACGUUGCCAAACAAAACUUAAACUGCAUCAGUGUAUUCAAAUGUGAUGCCACUCUUGCUUUUAGCGAAGAAUCUGACUCCUUAUUAAAGCCACCCUUU